AAGGUCUAGGGCCAACGUCACAUUUCGGGCGGUAUCAUGUCGUCAAACUUUUAUUGAUAUCGUAUUGAACACGAUAAGAUAGUUUUCGCUAUCAGCUUAGCCGACAAUCCAUUGUUGUAUUUGAGUUUCAGUGUACACGGUCACACGAGUGUGUUCGUUUAAAAUGUGCGUCUAGUGAUUAAAAUGAGACAGUGUGGUGUAUCUAUUUACAAUUUGACACGGCGGUUGUGCGAGUGCCUUAGGUCGUGUGUCACGUUCAUCUGCUGUUGCUGCAAUGGCAACAAAGUAUCAGCGAUAUCAGAGACGCGGCAGAUUGAGGUGGGGACUACGAUAGAAGGGGACAAGAAGAAACACAAUAAGAUCAAGACGUCGAAGUACACGAUGCUCAUGUUCAUACCCAAGAACCUGACGGAGCAGUUCCGGAGAGUCGUCAACUUCUACUUCCUGAUUGUCACCCUCAUCUCUGUAGUUAUAGACAGUCCCGUAUCCCCGUUCACGAGUAUAGCACCCCUUAGUUUCAUGGUGCUUGUGACUGCUAUGAAGCAAGGGUACGAAGACUGGCUGCGACAUCGAGCUGACAACAAGGUCAAUAAUCAAAUAGUGGAAAUAGUCCACAAAGGGGUUAUUAAGGAGGUCCGCAACUCUUCAAUCGCACCGGGCACGCUGGUCCGGGUGCGUCGGGGGAAAGAGGUGCCAGCAGACCUGGUGCUCCUCUGUUCAGCUGGCGAAAAGGGCAAGUGCUACGUCACGACCGCCAACCUCGAUGGGGAAACCAAUCUGAAGACCCUGAGGGUGCCAGCGCCGCUAGUCGGCUACACGCCAGACAUACUCCCUCAAAACAUGCGGAUUGAAGUGCCGCAUCCAGUGGCAGAUCUGUACACGUUCUAUGGCCGGCUCGACAUCCCGAGCAUGGACAGUUUGCCGCUCACGCCGGACAACCUGAUGCUGCGAGGGUCCCGGGUGAAGAACACCGAGUGGGCUAUAGGAUGCGCCAUAUAUACUGGCGAAGAAACAAAACUGGCUUUGAACUCCAAAUACUCCGGAAACAAGUUCUCAUCUUGCGAGCUGGCAAUCAACGGAUUCCUAUUAUUCUUUAUACUCCUUCUAGUCUUCGAAAUGUUAGUGUCAUUGAUUGCUAAACUCUUGAUAGAGAGAGCAAAUCCGGAGAGGGACUUGUACCUGGGUCCAGGAUCCCCGUACCCGGUACCCAUCGGUGACCUCCUUCAAGAUCUGUUCUCGUUUCUUCUACUCUAUUAUUAUAUUAUUCCGAUGUCGCUAUACGUCACUAUCGAGUUAUAUAAAUUUAUUGGUGCUUUAUUCAUUGGUUGGGAUAAGGAUCUCCGUUGUGAGGAGACCGGCAGGCCAGCCGUCGCCAACACAUCGGACUUGAACGAAGAGCUCGGCCAAGUCGAAGUGUUGUUCUCAGACAAAACUGGCACUCUCACUAAGAACCUCAUGGUUUUCAAAACAUGUUCAAUAAGAGGUCGAAUGUAUGAGGAAAGGGAUAACAAACUUUAUGAUGUGGAGAGGUCCGCUGAACCCGUGGACGCGCUUCAGACAGACAUCAAAUUCUUCUUUAGAAUUCUCGCUCUUUGUCAUUCUGUGCAAGUGUCCAACGAAGACAUGAAGAAACUAAGCGCACGCUUCUCAUCAAGCGGCAACCUUCAACUCAUGAACUUCUUCCGGAGAAAAAAGAUCAAGAAUACCACUUCAACGAACGGACUUAUCGAUAAUGUGACUUGGAAUUCGAUUAUAAACGAGAAUGGGAAUAAUAUCGACUACCAGGGCAGCAGUCCUGACGAAAAGGCUCUCGUUGAGGCAGCUGAGCGAAUUGGAGUCACGUUUUUGGGUGAAGAAGGAAACAAUCUGCUGUUAAAGAUCGGGGAACAAACAGAACUUUACGAGAGGUUGCAAGUUAUAGAGUUCACCUCUGAAAGGAAAAGAAUGUCUAUUAUUCUGAGGGAUAAAGAUGGAAAGAUCUGGCUUUUCUGCAAAGGAGCAGAGAGUUCAGUAUUUCCGCUAUGCAAAGAGACUACUCUUAUUGAAGACACCGACAGAGAUGUGACGACGUUCGCUAACAGAGGUUUGAGGACUCUUGCGAUAGCGUACAGGGAAAUACCUGAAGAGGAAUAUGAGAGAGUUACAGAAGCCAUAAAGCGAUUAGACGGUAAGAGUGCAGACGCUCUCCAACAAGUGACCUUACAAUACAGGGUGUUGGAGAAGCAGUUGACCUUGGUCGGUGCCACUGGUGUGGAAGACUGCUUGCAGGACGACGUGGCUGAUACGCUAGCGUCUCUGAGGCGAGCUGGUGUCAAGACUUGGGUGCUCACUGGUGAUAAGGUAGAAACAGCAAUAAACGUGGCUCAAUCCUGCGCUCACAUCUCAGAAAACGAUAGAAGAAUGUUUUUAUUAGGCGUAGAAGAUAGUGUAUCAUUGCAAGCACAUCUUGACGAAUGUAAACGGAUAAUCGCCGAGCCAAGCUACAGAGAUCUGACUCUAGUUGUAGACGGGGCCAGUAUGGCCCAUGUGUUGGACACUCCGUUCGCGCCAGCGUUUGUGGAGAUAUCUCUCAGCUGUCAUGCAGUGCUAUGCUGUAGGCUGUCGCCGAUACAGAAAGCUAAGAUAGUUAGGUUAAUAAAAAACAGCCCAGGUUGUCCGAUCACGGCAGCCAUCGGCGACGGCGCUAACGAUAUAUCGAUGAUACAAGAAGCGCACGUCGGGUUCGGAAUAUUCGGGAAAGAAGGACACCAGGCUGCCAGGUCCGCGGACUUUGCCUUCACAAAAUUCUCGAUGAUCAAGAAGAUACUGUUAGUGAUGGGACACUGGUACAACCAGAGGCUAGCCACCCUAAUACACUACUUCUUUUAUAAGAAUCUAGUCCUUGGAAAUAUAAUGUUCGCGUUUCAAAUCUGCACAGUAUUUUCAACGCAGUCGGUGUUCGACUCGAUGUACCUCACGUUCUUUAACCUCAUAUUCACCUCUGUGCCAUGUCUUAUACUGUCAGUCACGGAACAAAGGUGGCCGCCUGACAUGUUACUCAGUAACCCAAUGCUGUACAGAGGUAUAAAGAAGAACAAGCUGAUGUCGUGGACUCACUUCCUGACGUGGUGUCUAUCCGCGACCUACCACUCGGUGGUCAUCUACAUGUUCUCGUAUCUCGCCGUCACUUCCUCCAUCAUCAACUCUGACGGGAAGCCGGUGGAUUUGUGGAUGUUCGGCGCCACGCUGUUCCACCUGCUGAUGUUUGUGGUGAGCUUCAAGCUGUGGCUGCAGGCGCGCUACCACACGCUCCUGUUCGUGGCCUCCAUCAUACUGUCCGUGCUCAGCUACAUGAUCUUCAAUACUGUGUACUCGUUGGUCGAUUCACAAAUCGACGGCGACGUUCUCGGCACGUACACGAGGCUGCUAUCAUCAUUAUCGUUUACCGCACUCAACGUGGUUGUCAUAGUAACAUGUUUAGCUCCGGACUACGUAGUCCGCAUGCUGUCAGACAAGUGGGGCCGUAGCCCGCUACACAAGCAGCCGCCAGCAUCGCAAGUGUUUAGCACUAGACUGUGAAUGACGCUACGCGGGUAAGCGUAGGCUUAUCAGUGGACCGUAGCUCACCCAUCUAACAGGUUUAUCGUACAAUCUGGACCAAAAGCGGAAAUGAGUGAAGUUCUGAUCCGGAUAUUGUUGCCUUUGAUAAUUCUUGCUUUUGUAUGGUAUUGGAGUAUGAAUGGUGACGAGCCAUAACUUAGUCAUUGAUGAAGUCAUUGGUGUGGUUCAAGUUAUCAUUGUGCAGUGAUCGAUAAACCAAGAAAUCUGGUUAUACAGUCUGGUCUAAACAACGUCCUGACAAAUAAACUCUCUAAGAACACUUAAUGUCACGUAGCGCCAACCGUGCUUUUCCUUCAAGUUUUCAGGAUCUAAGAGUUCCUAUUCCAGAGGCCCAUAUUGAUUUUAAAUCCCGAUAAACAUUUCAAAGGCGUCUGUCUUUGAUAAUGUCCUAAUUUUGACAGGUAACCCAUAACGUGAUAUAAUUACAGGGUGUAGUUUAGAAAUUAAGACAAUACAAUUAGAUAAUUAGCAGAAUCGUGCAGGCUAAAGCCUUUUAUGUUACUCGAUUUAUUUCUUAUCGAUAUUUUUUGUUUGAAGUUUAUUUUGCAGUAAUAUGAGGAUGCCUCUUGACAAAAAAACAACCUCGUAACGUAAUAAUUGUUCCAUAAUUUCCAA
Messenger RNA from Trichoplusia ni (cabbage looper), 4215 nucleotides. Its product is annotated as probable phospholipid-transporting ATPase IF. Gene Ontology annotation, molecular function: ATP binding; ATP hydrolysis activity; ATPase-coupled intramembrane lipid carrier activity. The coding region runs from base 184 to 3558 and encodes 1124 amino acids. The record is from RefSeq and is a predicted model, not a curated record. NCBI's taxonomy places the organism in Eukaryota, Metazoa, Arthropoda, Insecta, Lepidoptera, Noctuidae. Gene Ontology annotation, cellular component: plasma membrane; trans-Golgi network; endoplasmic reticulum. The transcript is spliced from 17 exons. Gene Ontology annotation, biological process: phospholipid translocation.